This is a messenger RNA of Nerophis lumbriciformis (worm pipefish), 9579 nucleotides long. Its product is annotated as regulating synaptic membrane exocytosis protein 1-like. Lineage: Eukaryota; Metazoa; Chordata; Actinopteri; Syngnathiformes; Syngnathidae. Gene Ontology annotation, molecular function: small GTPase binding; transmembrane transporter binding. The record is from RefSeq and is a predicted model, not a curated record. Gene Ontology annotation, biological process: regulation of synaptic vesicle exocytosis; regulation of synaptic plasticity; intracellular protein transport. Gene Ontology annotation, cellular component: presynaptic membrane; cytoskeleton of presynaptic active zone.
AGAGAGAGAGAGAGAAGGGGGACUCCGCCUCAACCGCGUUAGCACCCAAAGGCUCCAAUUCAGGAAUAAGACGGUGGAGGAACCGCAAACAUAUCGAGGAUACCGAGCAUCACUGUAUGGGGUGCCCGUGAAGCAGUGACUUGGGUGUGGGCAGGUGGGGGCGGGGCUUGGGUAGCGGAAAAAGCACAAGCGACGGUGCCUGCGACCAUGACCGGCUCGCACGACUCGCCGCCGCCGCCGCCGCCGCCUCCCCAGCGGAGCUUUCCUUGAGGUGUUGCUCGGUAAACGCUCCGAGAAUACUGUCAGCCGACACGACACGACGAGGAAGAGGAGGUGGUGGAGGAGGAGGUGGUGGUGGUGGAGUACUGGUGAAAAACAUGUCCGCCUCGGUGGGGCCACAGAGCGGCCCUCGCCCACCCACCGCGCCGUCAUCCAUGCCGGAUCUGCCGGACUUGAGCCAUCUCACCGAGGAGGAGCGGAAGAUCAUCAUGGGGGUGAUGGCUCGGCAAAAAGAGGAGGAGGAUAAAGAAGAAGCCAUGCUAAAAACACUGCACCAGCAGUUUGAGAGCUAUAAGCAGGAAGUACGACGCAUCGGGGCAGAGACGCGGCGUCAGCAGACCCAGCCGAAGGACGACGCGCCCACCUGUGGCAUCUGCCGCAAGACCAAGUUUGCAGACGGCUGUGGUCACCUCUGCUCCUACUGCCAAACCAAAUUCUGCGCUCGUUGUGGAGGCCGAGUGUCCCUGCGUUCCAACAAUGUAAUGUGGGUAUGCAACCUGUGCCGUAAGCAGCAAGAGAUUCUCACUAAAUCAGGAGAAUGGUUUUCAGAGUCAGGGGUGCGGCCUGGGAACCUGGGCUCCACUUUGAACGUCACGUCCACGGGGGGUGAGGCCCAGCGGGACGUGAAGCUGCUCCGCUCCAAGUCUCAAGCCCCGUCGUCGACAACUAAUAGCAACACUGCCCUGCCGAACAGGACACAGACGCCGGCGGAUGGUACUGCUGCCAUCCAGGGUCCUGACGCCAUGCCUGGUACCCGCUCUCAAAGUGAACCACCUCGAGAAAAGAAAAGGCCGGUUUCUUACCAUGAACAAAACGGUAAGGGAGGGUUGGGACGUGGUAGUGCUCGGAGAUCUGCUGGAAAGUUGCCAUCUCAGUCAUCUUUGGAUGAAAGAGUUGGCCUCGGCGAACGAAGGGAGAGACAGUUGGGCAAUGGUCACAGGCUAGAGAAGAUCCACUCUCAGGACUAUGAUAACGGGGAGGACGGCUUGGGUCGUUUGGAAAGAAAUCGCAGACGGACAGAGGACGAUGAACAGAGGGAACGCCAGCGACGUGAGGAGGAGUUCCAGAACCGCUACCGCAGUGACCCCAACCUUGCUCGGUACCCUGUGAAACCCCAAAAAGAGGAGCAGGAGAUGCGCAUGCAUGCAAAGGUUUCCAAGGUCCGCCAUGAACGUAGACACAGUGAUCUGGCAAUCAAUGAGGUCGGACUAGGGCCUGGUGAAGGAGGAGGCAGUGGAGCACAGUUGCCUGAAAACCGUUUGACCAGGAGGGGAAAUCGCAAAGCGCACUCAGAAAACCUCCGAGCUUACUCUGUGGAAAGGACCGCGCGGGAACCUGCGCGAGCCGUACCACCGCCGGAUAACAAGGACUGCUCGGAGCAAGGUUCAACACACCCGGCGAGAGACAAAGCUGGGGACAACCUGCUGAGGAAGGACUCUCAGAGUUCGGAACAGUCCGAGUCGUUGUGUCCGCCCCCUUCGCGGUCGUACAAGAGCAAGCGCGGAGUAAACAAGAGGCAGAUGUCCAUAAGCAGCUCAGAGGAGGAGGGCGGCUCUACGCCUGAGUACACCAGCUGUGAGGACGUGGACAUGGAAAGUGUCAGCGAAAAAGGUGACUGGGACUGUCAUCCACUUGACCCUGCAGUGUGGCAUCAUCCAGUGACGUGGCAGCCUUCUAAAGAGGGCGAUCAUCUGAUUGGACGCAUCACGCUCAGCAAGAGAUCAGCCAUGCCUCGAGAAGCUGGCUCCCUCCUCGGACUAAAAGUUAUAGGUGGGAAGAUGACAGAGACGGGAAGACUCGGGGCCUUCAUCACCAAAGUCAAGAAAGGAAGCCUGGCAGACGUGGUGGGACAUUUAAGAGCAGGGGAUGAGGUGUUGCAGUGGAAUGGAAAAUCAUUGCCAGGGGCAACCAAGAAAGAAGUGUACAACAUUAUUCUUGAAUCCAAGGCCGAGCCUCAAGUGGAACUAGUUGUAUCCAGACCCAUCGGAUCGAUUCAUCGAAUUAUGUCCAAAAACCUCUUGAGAAAAGUAUAUAAAGCAUAUCAGGACAUCCCAAGAAUUCCAGAGUCAUCGCACCCUCCUCUAGAAUCAACAGGUUCCAGUUCCUUUGAGUCACAGAAAAUGGAGCGACCUUCUAUAUCAGUGAUGUCCCCGACAAGCCCAGGAACCCUCAGAGACCUUCCUCUGGAGCUGCGUGGACAACUCUCUGUGAAGCUGUGGUACGACAAAGUAGGUCAUCAACUUAUCGUCAACGUCCUUCAAGCCAUAGACCUGCCAGCCCGACCAGAUGGACGACCCCGGAACCCAUACGUCAAAAUGUACUUCCUUCCAGACCGGAGUGAUAAAAGUAAACGCCGUACGAAAACCGUGAAGAAGAGCGCUGAGCCCAAGUGGAACCAGACGUUCAUAUAUUCACACGUUCACCGACGGGACUUUCGGGAACGCAUGCUCGAGAUCACCGUUUGGGACCAACCCAGGGUCCAGGAGGAGGAGAGUGAGUUCAUGGGCGAGAUCCUGAUAGAGCUGGAGACCGCCUUGCUGGAUGACAUCCCUCAUUGGUAUAAACUCCAGACCCACGAUGUGUCCUCCAUACCUCUGCCGCAGCCUUCGCCGUACCUCCCACGCAGAAAUGUCCACGGAGACAGCCCCAGCAAGAAACUACAGAGGUCUCAUCGCAUCAUUGAUACAGAGUUUGAUGAUGGUUUGAUGAUAAUGACUAAAGGAGGAGAGCGUAAUUCCAGGGAAAGAGAGCGAGGUAGUACGUUGGCUGUCCCCGAGCAGCAGCGUGCCAUCCAGUACCGCUCUCGCUCCGUAUCGCCCCACAGAGAGGACUCGUGCAGAGCGAGGUCAAGACCUGCACAUGUGCCCAUGCAGAGGAGCCUCGAUGAGAUCCACCAGAAUCGGCACCACUCCCAAUCCCCGUCCCACUACCAUGACUCCCAUUUGGAGCACCAACGGUCUGGUGAUUCGGACUUCGAGUACUCCGAAGACAGUGAGGUCCUGGAGAUGCACAGGUCAAUCCGAGGCGGCAGUGCAGAGUGCCUACACACAAACAGGAGCACAUGUAGACAUAGAAACACACUCCCCCCCAAAAUGCCCCUAUUAGUCAAUGGUGUCCAUAAAGACAUGUACAGCUCCACCCUCCCUGCAUGCCUAAAGAGCAGGCUGCUCCAAAGGCAAGAGGGGGGCAACAACAUGCAUCGUAACAUCUUUGCACACCGUGUGCUCAGGUUCACUGAUGAGGUCCCAGUUAGCGACCUGCAGCCGUCACUGGACAGAGUGAGGAGUGCCAGCACCACAUGUCUCAGACCAGACAACAACUUUCACUCUUCUGACAGAGACAGGCAAUGUAGCAAUACAGCAAGUCCAAACUGUCCAAAGGGCAGCAAAAAAGCCCUGGAGGGUGACAGUCGCAUCCAGCCCACCUCUAUCCUGAGGGGCAGUAGGGGAAGAGAGGGGCCACUGAGGCCCUUUGGCCAGGCAGCUUUGGCUGGGUCCUGUCCAACUUCUCCACAGACAGACAGAACACACCCUCACGGUAGCCCCUCACCCCCGACGGGGACCCCAUCGCCAGGUCGCAGGGGGAGGCAGCUGCCCCAGCUUCCCGCUAAGAGCAGCAGCAUAGAACAAGCUCUUGCAGUUGAAGAGCGAGCCCGACAGCUGCAUAUGAAAGUACAUUCCUACCGGCCUUCAGCCUCCAAUAACCCUGAGUCGGACCUCAAGACCAAACGGGAGAUGUUCGCAGAACAGCGUCGCAGUAGCGACAACAUGUCGGCCAGGUCGUCAGACAGUGAUAUGAGCGAUAUGUCGGCGCUCUCCCGUGCCAGCAGUGCUUCUCGCCUCAGUAGCACCAGCUACAUGUCCAUCCAGUCAGAACGCCCGGGGGGACGUCUAAGGUCUAAGUCAUUAGAGGAGGAGAAAAAAGACAGGCGGAUCUCGUGGGGGGUCACCGGAGAAGAGGAGAAGAAGAAGGCGACAGGGAAAAGACGCUUUUCUGAGGAGUUGAAACGCAGGCGACACACUGUAGCCGGUGAUACGGGGGAAUCAAGUCGGCAGAUGCGUGCAUCGGCGGGACGCAGCAUGCUGAAGAGCUCCAGCGUGAGCGGCGAGAUCUACAGCCAGGAGCGCACUGACGGCAGCCAAUCAGACACAGCGUUGGGCACGGUGGGCGCGGGCAGCAAGAGGAGACGAUCCAGUCUGAGCGCCCGCGUGGUGGCCAUCGUUGGCAGCCGCAGGAGUCGCAGCACUUCUCAAAUCAGUGGCCCUGAAGCCAAGACUAAGAAAGAGAAAGGCAUACCCAUCCAGAGGAGCACAGAGACUGGGAUGGCGGUGGAGCUGACCAGGAACAUGAGCAGGCAGCCCAGCAGGGAGUCCAACAAUGGCAGCAUGAACAGCUACAACUCAGAGGGGAAUUUGAUCUUCCCGGGGGUUAAUCUGGGAGCCAGCAGUCAGCUCAGUGACUUCCUGGAUGGCCUGGGUCCAGCUCAAUUAGUAGGCCGACAAACACUGGCUACACCUGCCAUAGGGGACAUUCAGAUAGGUAUGAUGGAGAAAAAGGGCCAGCUGGAGGUCGAAGUUAUCAGAGCGCGAGGUCUUGUACAAAAGCCAGGAUCUAAAUCUCUCCCAGCGCCAUACGUCAAGGUCUAUCUACUGAAUAAUGGCGCGUACGUAGCCAAAAAGAAAACCAAGAUUGCGCGUAAAACACUUGACCCGCUCUAUCAGCAAGCGCUGCUCUUCGAGGAAAGUCCACAGGGUAAAGUCUUACAGGUGAUUGUGUGGGGAGACUACGGCCGCAUGGACCAUAAAAGCUUUAUGGGAGUUGCACAAAUCCUCCUGGAGGAACUGGACCUAUCAAGCACAGUAAUCGGUUGGUACAAGUUGUUCCCACCUUCUUCUCUGGUGGAUCCGACUCUGGCCUCCCUCACACGACGAGCUUCUCAGUCGUCACUGGACAGCUCCUCCGGCCCGCCCGCGGUCCGAUCUUAGCUCAUUGCCGCUCUGCGAGUAACAAACUCCUAAAACUGCCAGAAGAGGCAACAAUCAGAAAAGACGAGAAAGCUUUGUUGAGAUCUGACAAUCACUCCUACCGUGGUUCAUUUAGCCCGUUUCAAUAUUUCAUUACCAUUUAAAGAAAUAUCUCCCUUUUUCUUUGGCCACACUGAAGACUGGGGGCUGUCGACAGGCAGUAGCUUUCAACUUUCAAGGCGAUCAAGCUGAUGGAGAUCAAACAAAGCAGGGUGGUUUUUAGCUGAAUCAACAAUAGCAAUGUAUGUAAGCGUUGGAAUGUAUGAACUGGAGGUCGAGUACUGGUGUCCUAUCUGCAGUCUCCUCCUCCAGAACCCCAUCAGACUGCCAGCAUCUCUGCCCACAGGCAGCGUGCUUCUACUUGGGUAUUUAUUCUGGAAGCACAGGGCCUUCUACUGGUGCCUAGACCCAAAAGCCGCAUCACCGGUCCCUCUCUCUGUCGAAAGAUCCACUUUUCCAAAUGUUUACCGUGGCUACCCUAAAGCCAUACUCUUUUAGUGCGUUUGCUUUGUUGUCCAUUUCUGGUUCUUCCUCUGUUACUGUUGGCACAAAAAUGUUUUGACGGUGCGUUAAAUGCUCAUGAUAUGUUGUCAGUCUGAUGUGUGAAUGAAGAGAAAAAACACAAGUCGUAAAAAAAAAACAAGAAUAUGAAAACAAUUAUCUCCCAAGUCUUGUGCAGGUAUGGGAGCUCGGUGAUUAAGUCACAGUUUAGGAUUUUAAACAUUUUUUGUUCUAUUGCUGACAAGCCGUGUCCUUGUAUGGAUGUGCAACAGGAGGAUGGCUGAUGAAUAUUCAUGUAACCAUCAAAUAUCACCAAAGGGAGAAAGUAAUCAGAUCAGAGUGGUACCUUGGUUUGCGGUUAGGUAUGCGUUGAUAACUGAAUAGUACAAAAAAACGCAACAAUUUUCCCCUUAAAAAAAGAAUGUACAUCUAAUUCAACCUUUCCAGACGCCUAAAAAUAUACGUUUGUUUACAAAAUAUAUAAACGUAGCCCUCCGCCAGGCCCUGAAUCCAGACGGUAAUCCAGACAUUUUGUCAUGAUCCGUAGUCCGGAUCAACGUUCCCUCUAAGUUGCGCACUGCGCACAGCAAAUUAAUGCCGCGCAGAAAAUCAAAAAUCCCAUCUGAACUUUAAAGGGGAAUAUUAUCACAAUUUCAGAAGGGUUAAAACCAUUAAAAAUCAGUUCCCAGUGGCUUAUUUUAUUUUUCGAAGUUUUUUUCAAAAUUUUACCCAUCACGCAAUAUCCCUAAAAAAAGCUUCAAAGUGCCUGAUUUUAACCAUCGUUAUAUACACCCGUCCAUUUUCCUGUGACGUCACACAGUGAUGCCAAUACAAACAAAGAUGGCGGAUAGAACAGCAAGCUAUAGCGACAUUAGCUCGGAUUCAGACUCGGAUUUCAGUGGCUUAAGCGAUUCAACAGAUUACGGAUGGUUGUAGUGUGGAGGCAGGUAGCGAAAACGAAAUUGAAGAAGAAACUGAAGCUAUUGAGCCAUAUCGGUUUGAACCGUAUGUAAGCGAAACCGACGAAAACGACACGGGAGAAAGCGAGGACGAAUUCGGCGAUCGCCUUCUAACCAACGAUUGGUAUGUGUUUGUUUGGCAUUAAAGGAAACUAACAACUAUGAACUAGGUUUACAGCAUAUGAAAUACAUUUGGCAACAACAUGCACUUUGAGAGUGCAGACAGCCCAAUUUUCAUCAAUUAAUAUAUUCUGUAGACAUACCCUCAUCCGCGCUCUUUUCCUGAAAGCUGAUCUGUCCAGUUGGGACUCAAAUUUUCAGUUCCUUAAAGGGGAACAUUAUCACAAUUUCAGAAUUGUUAAAACCAUUAAAAAAUCAGUUCCCAGUGGCUUAUUAUAUUUUUCGAAGUUUUUUUCAAAAUUUUACCCAUCACGCAAUAUCCCUAAAAAAAGCUUCAAAGUGCCUGAAUUUAACAACCCAUCCAUUUUCCUGUGACGUCACAUAGUCAAGCCAACACAAACAAACAUGGCGCAUAGAACAGCAAGCUAUAGCGACAUUAGCUCGGAUUCAGACUCGGAUUUCAGCGGCUUAAGCGAUUCAACAGAUUACGCAUGUAUUGAAACGGAUGGUUGUAGUGUGGAGGCAGGUAGCGAAAACGAAAUUGAAGAAGAAACUGAAGCUAUUGAGCCAUAUCGGUUUGAACCGUAUGCAAGCGAAACCGACGAAAACGACACGACAGCCAGCGACACGGGAGAAAGCGAGGACAAAUUCGGCGAUUGCCUUCUAACCAACGAUUGGUAUGUGUUUGUUUGGCAUUAAAGGAAACUAACAACUAUGAACUAGGUUUACAGCAUAUGAAAUACAUUUGGCAACAACAUGCACUUUGAGAGUGCAGACAGCCCAAUUUUCAUCAAUUCAUAUAUUCUGUAGACAUACCCUCAUCCGCUCUCUUUUCCUGAAAGCUGAUCUGUCCAGUUUUGGAGUUGAUGUCAGCAGGCCAGGGAAGCUCGGGUCGAUAUUCUUCUCUUGAUCAUCUUCGGUGGCAUAAGGGACGGUGUGAGCCAAGACAUCCAGGGGGUUUAGCUCGCUCGUCUGCGGGAACAAACUGCCGCCAUUGCUUGCCGUGCUACCGAGGUCCUUUGUCCCUGAAUUGCUCACACACUCCAGCAGAUUCAAUGGGGGUCUGGCGGCAGAUUUCUUUGACUUUAUGGUUGGAAAUGCAUCUGCUUUGAGUGUCGCAGGAUAUCCACACAUUCUUGCCAUCUCUGUCGUAGCAUAGCUUUCGUCGGUAAAGUGUGCGGAACAAACGUCCAAUUUCUUGCCACUUUCGCAUCUUUGGGCCACUGGUGCAACUUGAAUCCGUCCCUGUUGGUGUUGUUACACCCUCCGACAACACACCGACGAGGCAUGAUGUCUCCAAGGUACGGAAAACAGUCGAAAAAAACGGAAAAUAACAGCUGAUGUGACUCGGUGUUUGAGAAAAUGGCGGAUUGCUUCCCGAUGUGACGUCACAAUCGCUCCGAGAGCGAAUAUUAGAAAGGCGUUUAAUUCGCCAAAAUUCACCCAUUUAGAGUUCGGAAAUCGGUUAAAAAAAUAAAUGGUCUUUUUUCUGCAACAUGAAGGUAUAUAUUGACGCUUACAUAGGUCUGGUGAUAAUGUUCCCCUUUAAAGAAAUGAUGACACGAUCAGUCGUCCUGUUCAUUUUUUUUGUGUAGAUACUAGAAGACAGAAUGCGUUUUUCUUGUGCAACACUGUUCACGUAAAAGUCACUCGAUCCCCCCCCCCGCCCUCUCAUCUCGGGGUCCAAUAUGACCUGUUCCAAGCUGCAUGCGGGUUUUUUUUUGGUUUUUUUGUAAAGCCAAUCGGAUACAUGACAAAAAAAAGAUCCUGAUCUAGGUUACGUGUGUUUGUUCCACAUACUGUAGGGACGCUUGUAUGUUGCAUGCAGUUGUACAGUUUGCUUGUAAAUGAAUAUUAUUAAAGAGAUCAAGAAACUGAAGCCAUUCCCGUUACAACAAGCACAUGGUCGACUCGACGCCAUGUCCCUCAGUCAGGUGCUGAACGGCUAUCAAACAGAAGCUUAUAAGAUUAUGUUGACGUUGUCCCUUUAGUCUGUAACCUCACACCCCGAUCCUGCUGUUAUUCCACUUGAUGAUGUAUACCUCCAAGGAGCUGGUGUACUAGUAAACAUGUACGGUACAAAACAGAUCCACAUAUAUAUGGAAAUAUAACUUCUCUCUCAACGUAAAAACCUCAAAUAAACGCAGACGCACAGCCAGUGAUAAGACUUAUCAGCCAUCACACGUUGGGUUUCUCGCAGAGGGCCGCGUGGCGAGGAGUUAUUCGGGAUUCGGGACCACGCCGUGAGACGGCGAAAAAAGGCAACAGACGUGGGUCGCAAAGUCUGUAAAAGUUGUUUUUCAUUUCUCGUUUUUGUGCUGAACCCAGGUCAUCCCUCUUUUGGAAAAGGUUUUUCUUUGCCAGUAUUAACCGGGAAACAUUGAUUGUUUACAACGUGUGUGUUCCACCGCGAGAAAAUUGGACAAAAAAAGUCGUCAAGCGUUGAGUGCAGCAAUUCUUGUUUGUAUAGCAGAUGUGGCUCAGAUGACGUGUGUGUUUUUAUAUUUCGAAAAGUUCAUUUUUAUGAUUUACAAAUAAAAAGAAUGUGUGGAAGAAGUAUGUUUUCUCUGCCUGUUGCGUUUUGACAGAAACUUAUUUCACCAAGAAAACACUUGGCUCUCCAACUGCCACCAUAAUGACCAACAAUAAAAUAUAGUAGUGUAGUAGGCCCAAGUAUUCAUUAAAAAACAAAACAA